AUGACUCAUCAUCCAGUGAACGCUCCGGCGCAUCAUGUUCUUUGUCAAUACUUGCGCAUUGCUGUUGAAUUUCAGUGCUCAAGCCUCACACUUGUUGUUUGCGAGAAGCAACUGUGCAGUCAAUCUCCUAUACCCUGUCGGGCUGAAGGCGCGCAGUGUGGAGCGAAGUUUGCGUCGAACGAAGCUCUUAAGUCCGUGUCCUACCCCAUCCAGGCCUUGGCCAAGAGUUCGAAGACGCUGCCUGCCAUGCUGGGCUGCCUGGUGAGUGGAAAGCGAAUCACCGUCCUUCAGUGGAUUGCUGCGUUUGGCAUUACGCUGGGAACUGCCGGCUUCUCCAUGUCCGGCAAGAAGGGUGGUGACAUCGAGGCCAAGCCCUUGGGAGUGCUUCUGCUGGUGGUGUCCUUGCUUUGUGAUGGCACAGUCUCCAUGCAGCAGGAGAAGAUGCGAAACCAGGCGGUGGUGCUGUCACCGUACGAGCAGAUGUUCAUGACGAAUGCUGGAGCAGCGCUGCUUCUGCUUCCUGUGUCCUUCCUCACUGGUCAGCUCAAUCAAGGCGUCCAGUUUCUCUACGAGAACGUCACCAUCCUCGAUGAGAUUGCCAUCUUUGCCCUCUGCUCGGCCUUCGGACAGGUGUUCAUUUUCCUGACCAUCUCAUGGUUUGGACCUGACACGAACGCCAAGAUCACAACCAUUCGCGGGGUGCUCAGAGUCGGAGCCGCGUCGGAGUCGCGUCGGAGCCGAGUGGGUGGCUCGUGCUCUCAAACGAAACCUAAAGGCCCACUAGAACACUAG
Molecule: messenger RNA, 792 nt
Organism: Symbiodinium pilosum
Lineage: Eukaryota; Dinophyceae; Suessiales; Symbiodiniaceae
Source: the annotation of a GenBank genome assembly